Molecule: messenger RNA, 1747 nt
Organism: Ceratina calcarata
Lineage: Eukaryota; Metazoa; Arthropoda; Insecta; Hymenoptera; Apidae
Product: alkylglycerol monooxygenase
Exons: 9
Coding region: 356-1687 (443 amino acids)
Biological process (GO): lipid biosynthetic process
Cellular component (GO): endoplasmic reticulum
Molecular function (GO): iron ion binding; glyceryl-ether monooxygenase activity
Source: RefSeq, a predicted model, not a curated record
GUGCAAUUUCUUAUGAUUUGAUAUUUAAAUAUAUUUGAAAGAAUAAUAAAAUUAAUUGACGUAUGCAGUUGUCUAGUUUUAAGGAAUGCUUGAGACGUGUUUGUAACAGUUUGAUAAUUCGAAUAAAACGAGAUCGCGCCGCGCCUUUACCGCAUACGGCCGUGGAAGAGGCAUCGCGCGCACACUCGCGUGUCCUCGGUUAGCUCGAACUUACGUAUAUAAACGAUGCGUGUACGCAGCUCGAUGACUAAAACAGAAUCAAAUGGUGUUAUCAUGUGUGGUUCUACGUUAUUUCGUAACGCGGUAGAGACUGUCUGAAAAUUUUACCAAGUGGACGAUCGCGUGCGCGAACGAAAUGGAUACGUACGCCACUGAUAUCUUCGAGCAGCUGAAAGGCGCAAGCAAGCUUUUAUACCUGAUCAACCCCUACGAGACGAUCUUUGAAUUCCCGCAUCAAGUGCCUGAUUAUCACAAACAGAUAUGGCUGCCGUUUUUCGUCCUGAUCUUUUUGGAACAGAUCAUAUUGGUAUCAAAAAAGAAAAGAAAGAUCCGUCUGAACGAUCAAGUGACGUCGUUGUCGCACUGGUUGUUUCAAGAAACUGGCCGUAUUUUGUUCCGCGGAGCCGAGUAUUACGCGUACAUCGUAAUUAACGAGCGAUACGGUUGGUGGAGUCUGCCCUGGAACUCGUUAUGGACUUGGUGCGUCACCGCCGUCGGGGUGGAUUUCUGUUACUAUUGGGUUCAUCGCAGUAACCACGAGGUACACUUCUUAUGGGCCCAGCAUCAGGUUCACCACAGCAGCGAGGAAUUCAAUCUCGCGGUCGGACUGCGGCAAUCCGUUUUGCAACACUGGUGUAACUUCGUAUUUUAUUUACCACUCGCGUUAUUUAUACCACCGUCACACUUCAUCGCGCAUAAUCAAUUUAAUUUGAUUUACCAAUUAUGGAUACACACGACUGUUAUCGAUGAUCUCGGGCCGAUCGAAUUAAUAUUCAAUACGCCGAAACAUCAUCGAGUGCAUCAUGGUUGCAACUUGUAUUGCUUAGACAAAAAUUAUGGAGGGGUGCUGAUUAUAUGGGACAGGUUGUUCGGGACGUUUAUGGAGGAGAAAAAGGAAGAUGAAAUAAUUUACGGUUUAGUCGUUAGUCCUCGAACCUUUAAUCCUGUAUAUUUGCAGGUAUUUUAUACAGUACAGAUGAUCACAAAGAGUAUUGGCAUGUCGAAUUUAACAGAUAAGCUAGCUGUCGUUUGGAAGGGCCCCAGCUGGUUUCCAGGUAGUCCUCGAUUAGGACUGGACGAAUACAAAAUUAAUGUAACGUCUAGGAUCAAAUAUGAUAAUUAUAUACCUUCCUGGCAAAACUUUUAUAUAAUUGUUCACUUCUACCUGGUCUUCUAUCAGCACGUUCAGCUGUAUGACGAACCACCACAGGAUUUGAAGACAUUACCUUCUGGACUAAUACUCAUCAACAAUCUGUUCGCCCUCACCACGUUCGGUUUACUGUUUGACAAAUCUUCGUAUGCUGGCCUCGUAGAAUUCGUCCGUUGCAUCGUUUAUUUAAGUACCUCAACGAUACACAAUUCAUUGAAUUGGUGCAUGUAUUAUAUAUACGGUAGUUCCUGUUGUGUGUGGAUUUUAUAUUUUCUCUGUACAAUCAAGUCGAACUUUGCAAAUAUACGAGAUUCGUAAAAUACUGUCUUCGAAUUAAUUAUUGCUGCUUUAAAAUAAAGAAUAUACGUAUGCAUGUUU